UGACACGUCUGGGUGUAUGUCAGUUAAAUGCCCGUUGUUGUUGUACCCGAUCGAAACAUCGAAACGAUUAAUUGCUAGGGUGACUUCUGAAAUUCUCAAGACAUAAUGGAUGGAGAGGAUUUUGAUUGGAAACCUCCUAGUGAGGCGGAGAUGAAAGUACUCCAAGCUAGAAGAGAGCGUUCAGACAAGAUUAGUAAGCUGAUGGGAGACUACCUACUUAAGGGUUAUCGAAUGCUUGGAUCCUGCUGUUCAACAUGUGGGACUAUUUUACUGCGUGAUCGUCAACAACAGGAUUACUGUGUGGCUUGCAGUGAGUUGGAUACAGAUCUAGCCAAAGAUGAUCCAGCUGUGAGUGCCAGCGCCGCUAAAUCACAAGUGGAAGAACACGAACUGUGCGCAGCCUCAGCAGCAGCAGCCAAUCAGGGUCAAGAAUCUAACCCAUCAGCCAAUAGCAACAACCAAGAGCCCCAUGUGACUCCACCUGGUAAACGUCUCAGAAACACCUCCCCAACCUCACGAUCAUCAACACAUCACCACACGAGGGCCUCCAGAUCCAUCCCGACCAAUCAGACGGCAUGUGGAGGUCUCACGUUCGUAGACUCCAAAGAUGACGUAAAUCAUCGAUAUCAUCGAUAUGAGAAUCACCUCCCGGGGAAAAUUCUAGAUCUUCCAUCCAGUUCUCCGGACAUUGUUCCUGAAUCAAUGGAAGUCGUUAUGGGUAAAAUAUACUGGGCUAGCCAACAGCUAAAAGGUACCACGUCGAUAGAAGCAAGCACCAGUCUCUGUACAUUAAUUAAAGCAUGUGCUGAUGCUAUGACCUCGUUAAGGUACUUAGUCCCGGGUGAGCUGACAGAUUAGACAAUUAGACAAUUAGUGAUUGUGUAAUUGACCUAUAAUAUCUAAUCCAGGUCAUGCUAAGCAAUUACUAUGUUCUUCCUGAUUGCAACAACAUUCUGGUAAUUGCUUGUUCCAAUUUUAAUUGGAUAAAAACCAGACUUUGUAGAAUGAGACACCUGUGCGAGACAAACAAGUUAAAGGGACAUAUUGCCUUGGAUCGGGCGAGUACUCGGUAUUCCUUUUACGCUGUGAACUAACACGGCACGUCAUUUUGCGGAGUCAAAUGUUGUGUAGUCAAUUUUUGACUCUACAAAAUGACCAACCCUGUUAGUUCGCAAAGUGCGAGGAAAACCGUGCAAUUUCGAGAGCAUACUGUCUUUCAGUGGAUCAUUGUAUUUUAGUUUAGAACAUUUUUAUAAUAUGCAGGACGGUUGUUUUCAGAACUGAGAAUUCUCCUGAAAAAUCUGAGAAAUCUACUCCGCGAUAGUAGAAUAUAUAUAACUUA
Molecule: messenger RNA, 1342 nt
Organism: Asterias rubens (European starfish)
Lineage: Eukaryota; Metazoa; Echinodermata; Asteroidea; Forcipulatida; Asteriidae
Product: protein ZNRD2-like
Exons: 4
Coding region: 106-858 (250 amino acids)
Source: RefSeq, a predicted model, not a curated record